AUGCUGUCCACCAAGCCGCUGGUGCAGUGGACCGUGGUGGAGCUCAAGGCGGAGCUGAAGUCGAGGGGCCUGACCUCCAGCGGCGUGAAGGCCGACCUUAUCAAGCGGGUCCAGGGCGCGAUCGACCAGGAGUCGGCCAAAAAUGCCGCGGUAAGUGGCGCUGGCGAUCGAGUCGCCGCCGGGGAGUCCGCGGCGGGCGACAGUGCAGCCGAGCUGCCCGUCAACGGAAAGGGUCACGGGAAGGGAUCCGCGCAGGCGGGUGCGCCGGCGGGCGCCGAGGAGGACGAGGAAGCGAACGGGGGAGAGCCUGCGAGCAGCGGGGAGCGGGGAACGGGGUGUUCGGCUGGCGAGGGGCCCCAUGCAGGCGGCUCGGAUGGUGCUGGCGACGCGCUGCCUGAGUCGCGCGACAGCGCGGGGGGGAAGGACCCGGCGGAAGGGCAGGCAGGCGGCGACGCCGGCCCGGCGACUGGGGUUGGAGACGAAGAGGACGCACAGGCUGACGGAGACUACUUGGCGCUGUCCGACGGCGAGUCUGAGGGGGACGGCAACAAUGGCGCGGCGGAGGAGGCGUUGGGGAAUGGCGGAGAAGGCGCCACUGACGGGCUGGACCUGGAGGCGUUGGCCCCGGACGACGACCUGGAGGGGGGCACCAACGAUCUGACGGGCCGAGGGUCUGGGGCUCCUGCCAGCGAGCCGGUAGCGGCCACAGCCACCGGUGGUGGCGAGAAGGCAGGGGAGGUGCCGGCUGGAGCCGGCAAUACACCGGCGUCCGUGGUGCAGGAGUGGAAGGGCAUGGCCAUCCCUGCGGAGUGGCUGCCAUUGCCCAUGAUUCAGGUGAACAACGUGCCCAAGUCCUGCACCCUGGAAGAGCUGCAGCGGGUGUUGGAAGCGGAGGGAGGCCUGAAGGUGAAGAGUGUGGUGUUCAACGACGAAGUGAGGCUACCAGAUUCGCAGGCGGCGCUGGUCAGGCUGGUGCCGCCUCCGCUGCCGUGGCUCGGCCAGGAGGGCGGAGAUGAGGUGAAACCUGGGGAGGAAGCCGAGGCCAUGGACGAGGACAAGACUGAGGAUCAUGCUGAGGCCAAGGCAGGGGAGGGAGAGGAGGAGGUGAAGGAGGAAAAGGAAGUUGCUGUCGUAGGAUCUAUGGGAUCCAAUGCUGCAGAUGGUCCUGACGAUGCUCAGGUCGCCAAAGCAGAUGACAAAGAGGGAAAACCACAGAAAGAUGCAAAAGGGGGCAAACCUGAACCUACGAAGGAGGAAGAUGCGGCAGGCCCUGAAAUGGACGUGAAGGCAGUUUCACACUUCCAUGUCCGCCAGCUGGAUGCGAGGUCGCUCAAGAUCGGGGAUAGCAGCCUUGCAUAUGAAGUGCCAUUGCUGAAAACUACAUUCUUUGUGGGCAACCUUCGAGAGGAGUGGGGUGAGAGUGACGAUGCUUUUCGGGAGGAGAUGCAAAAGUACGGAACCCUGGAGAGAUGCUUCAUUGUCAGGAACAAAGAUGGAGGUAGUAAGGACUACGCCUUCGUUGAGUACAGCCUGCCCAGCCAGGCUUUGAAGGCCAAAGAUGCUGUUGAGGUUCGAGCGUCAGAGACAGCACAGAGAGCAAAGGGGGACAGCUCAGCAGAUGGGACCCAACGGCAUGGGCAGGAAUGGACUCCAAGGAAGCGCCUGCGGUCGGAAUGGGCCUACAACCAUAGCUUGCCCUCCAUCUUCUCAAGAAUCUGUUAUGUCGCCAAUUUGCCUGCUGGCUUCAUGAACCAAGGAUUGCUGCGGAGGGUGUUUGAGCAACAUGGCCAGGUGGUGUACACCAAUAUCAAGCUGGGUGUUGGAUCUGGACCUGGGUGUGGUUUUGUGGAAUUCACCUCUGGGGAGAAUGCCGAGAAGGCGAUGUAUGCCUUGAAUGGCACAUCACAUCCUGACCUUGGGUACAUCCUGGUGUCACUUGUCAACCCAGCCAAGUUCCUGACGGACAAAUACAGAACAGACCGCGGAGGGCCUGGCAGGAGGGGCCGUGGCAGGGACUUCCAUGAUUGGGAUUACUCUGGCCGCUCCGGACGGGGCAGGAGGUUUUACAACCAACCCAUGAGGGGUGGGGAUUACUAUCAGAGGCUGGGCAGAGGCCCGGGCCGGGGCCGCGGUGGCAGGACCACUUGGAGCCAGCCACUCACACCACAGUACAGCUAUGGCAUGGCGCCCUACUACAUGCAGCAGGCAGGUGGCUCCCCAUGGGGUUACUACGAUCAGUACCAGCAGUACGGACAGUAUAGCCAGGGAUCACACGCUCAGGGGUACUACCAGGGCUCAGGCAGGGGAUACCAGUCGCAUCAGCACCACUCUGGCGGCAACAGACAGCACCAUGGCAGGGGCGCUGGCAGCGGGGGCAGCGGCAGGGGCUCUUAUGGCUCGGGGCAGGGAUACGGGUACGGUAGCCAUGGGUAUCAAGCCGGAAGUGGGUAUGGACAUCAGUAUGGAGUUUCUGGCUAUGGACAGGGUUAUGGGGGGCAGGGCUAUGGUUCUUCCACCCAAUAUCAGUCACAGACGCCCUAUCAGGGAAGCUCCUAUGGCUCAGGGGCUUACGGUUCAGGGUAUGGUGGAUAUGGGUCUGGAUAUCAGGCAUCCCAGAGUGGCUAUGGUGGGUCUUCGUAUGGGUACGGUGGGCAGACGGGCUAUGGCUAUUCUCAGGACAUGUAUGCAGGGCAACAGGGGUAUGGACAGCAUGCGGGGGACAAACAUUCUGUGCAGCACGGGGAGUCUGAUUAUGCACAGCAAAAUGCCAAGAGACCAAGAAAUUGA
This is a messenger RNA of Ostreobium quekettii, 2787 nucleotides long. Lineage: Eukaryota; Viridiplantae; Chlorophyta; Ulvophyceae; Bryopsidales; Ostreobiaceae. The record is from the annotation of a GenBank genome assembly.